Messenger RNA from Microthlaspi erraticum, 870 nucleotides. Lineage: Eukaryota; Viridiplantae; Streptophyta; Magnoliopsida; Brassicales; Brassicaceae. The record is from the annotation of a GenBank genome assembly.
AUGACAAAUAACUUCGAAAGAGCCAUAGGGGAAGGAGGUUUCGGAACUGUUUACCAUGGUUCUUUGAAUGAUAUCGAACAAGUAGCUGUUAAGGUGCUUUCACAUUCAUCAACCCAAGGCUAUAAGGAAUUUAAAGCAGAGGUCGAACUUCUUCUAAGGGUUCACCACACAAAUUUGGUAAACCUUGUUGGUUACUGUAAUGAAGAAGAUCAACUGGCCCUUGUCUAUGAAUACGCCGCUAACGGAGACUUAAAACAGCAUCUAUCAGGAUUAGAGUACUUGCAUGGUGGAUGUGAACCUGCAAUGGUUCAUAGAGAUGUCAAAACAACAAAUAUACUUUUGGACGGGAAAUUUCAGGCAAAACUGGCUGAUUUUGGACUUUCAAGAUCUUUUCCAAAUGGAGCUGAAUCUCAUGUGUCAACAAAUGUUGCUGGCACUCCUGGAUACCUUGACCCUGAAUAUUAUCAAACAAAUUGGUUGAGUGAAAAGAGUGAUGUAUAUAGCCUGGGGAUUGUAUUGUUGGAGAUGAUCACAAACCGCCCUGUGAUUCAGCAAGCCCGGGAAAAGCCCCAUAUAGCAGAAUGGGUAGGUUAUAUGCUUACCAAGGGAGAUAUUGAGAGCAUUAUGGACUCAACACUUAAUGGGGAUUAUGAUUCUAGCUCUGUUUGGAAGGCUCUAGGGCUUGCUAUGUCAUGCGUUAAUCCCUCCUCGGUGGUAAGACCAAGCAUGUCUCAGGUGGUUAGUGAAUUGAAAGAGUGUCUUAUGUAUGAGAACUCAAGGAAAGGAGAGAUACCAGACAAGGCCUCUAAGAGUUUCCCUGAACUGAGCACGAACUUCACAACUGAUGAAAUUACCCCUGAUGCACGCUAA